UUAUCGCUCCGCUCGCAGAGUCCGGGUCCGGCCGAGUCGACGCGGUGCGUGAUGGUUCAACUGCGGGCUGCAAGUAAAAACAAAUUAUUAAAGCGAGGUGCUUCCCUUCAGCAAGGAAAAUAAAACGGUUUCUUUGUGGAAUCAGCCGAAAUUAACAGUACUAUAUUACUUCAUUGAACUUUUCAGCAGUCGCAUAAAAAUGCACGGGAUGUCCCGGAGUCUCUGUACCUUUAGCAACAGUUUACCGGAUGGCAGAGGAAAGGACAAGUGCCCUCGGCUGAGACUCACUCUACAGGACCAGACCCGACCGGCCCAGAAGCAGCCUGACCACGACCCAGACCUUUCCACAAGCAAGCCGGCAGGACUUUCUUUUGCCCUGGUUCAGCCAUCCAACGGCAAGCGAACGUUGCUGCUAGAGAAGGUCAAACCCACUCAGGAGAAAGUAGAAGUGAUCAAGGUGUAUCUGGAGGGCAGUGCGGAGAAGGAGGCUGAACAGCGCGAGAGUCUGAAGAUGCUGUCAGACGAGGUGUCGCAGAUUCAGGAGGUGAGGUUUUGUCUCAAAACCCUGAGGGAACAGAUGGCAGCCAGGAACAAAGCUAACAAUAACCAAGCAGAUCACAAGCCUCUAACCAAUGGGCAUGGAGUUCAUCUACCCAAUGGCCAAUCAGCUGUCUCCAAACACAGUGAGGGCUGGGCCAUCCAAGAGAUUCAGGACUGGGAGGAUGAGCAGGAGAGUUCUAAAAUCCGGGAAGUGAGCAGACGGCUGUACGCCCAGCUGCAGGAGGCAGAGCGGAGACACCAGGAGGAGAAAGAAAAGCUGCAGGAGGAGAGCCUCUGGUACCAGCAGCAGCUGGGCGAGCAGACGGAGCGCUUUUGCCGUGCCGAGCGGGGUCUCGAGGAGAGGGACCGGCAAGUGGAGGACCUGCAGCGGCUGUUGCGCGGCAUGGAGGCCGAGAGCGCCGCCCUGCAGGAGAAGAUGAAGGCCAGCGAGGAGCAGCUGCUGGAGAUGCACGCUUACAAGGAGGGCCAGUGCGGCAAGAAUAAGAGGUCUGAGGAGCUGGAGAAGGAGGUGGCCAUUCUGAAGGAGAAGAUCCACCACCUGGACGACAUGCUGAAGAGCCAGCAGAGGAAAGUGCGGCACAUGAUCGAGCAGCUGCAAAACUCACGCACAGUGAUCCAGGAAAGAGACCGCGUGAUCCGGGAGCUGGAGGAGAAGGUGGCCUAUCUGGAGGCCGAGAACAAAGAAAUGCGGGACCAGAUGGAUUACGUCCUGGGGGGCCAAAAGCCCGCCUCCUACCUACCACCGGAGCGCAACUCGCAGAUAGUCUACAGCAAGCAGUUCCAGCCCUCGACGCAGAGCAGCAAGACCCUGCCUUUCAUCAAAGUCAUCGAGAUCAAGUCCUGAGCAGCUAUCAGGAGGGACAGCACCACAUUGUCACGACGAACACAAGUUACGGGAGCCAGCAGUACUGGUGGCUAGCUGGCUGCGGAACGCCACACUCGAUACAGCUACACAGGUUGCCGUGCACACGUUCUGCUACUAAUUUAUAAAUCUUGGUAGAAUGUCACGUCAAAUAUCACAUGGGUCAGUUUAAAUUUCAUAUUUAAUGUUUUGGGUCCACCAACCAAAAAUGGACAUAACUUAUAUACUCUCUGUAAUGGUAGAGGAGAACAGAAAGAGAUGCUUUGAAAUCCAUUGAACUGACAGAAUGAAGGGGAUUCACCAUUUGUUUUGAUCUCGGAUACUGGUUCUCUUCCGGGACCGGGGGUUAUUCUCAUACUUGUGGUCAAAGAGUAUGGGCUAGAUUUGUGUAAAAUAUGGGGAAACUGACGUGAGCAUUCGGGGUAGGAACAAGAUGUUUUGCAUGCUUGACACAAAGGCAGGGCUAUUUGAAACCGGCUCGCGUGUAUCGGGAUUCAGAUUAAUCAGGUCAUCUAGUCUGUGCCGGAACCGACAGCAGAUGUGUCAUGUGACAUUAUCAUUGUGUACGUCCUGUUCUGUAAGCCGGGAAUGCCAACCACACAGUGCCUUGGCUUGGUAGUCACACUCGAAAAAGAUAUGCAUUUAACUUAUUGGCUGAACAUUUUAUCCAGUAACUCAGAAUCCUUUGAUCUGUUUAAAUCACCAUCGUAAACAGUUUUCUGGUUCUGUGAUGGCCUCCUGUGCACGAAGGUUAGCCUCAACUGUAACUCUGUUAAUAUUGACUGUGUGUCCUGGGUAUGUGUCCUUGCAUUUCUAUUUAUUAUGUAACGUUAAUUGUGAGUCUUUGGGUAGAAGAAGGUAUUUGUCUUCGGCACAACACCAUCAUACAGCAGAUAUCGGUCAGCGAUCGCGCGAGCCAAACUCAACAUGAGUCCAGUUCACUGAACACUGUGAAGUCACUGACCGGACAUACCACGAUUAUGAAGAAUGACUGUUUUGAACACACUCCAGUGUCUAUUUAUACGAGAAUCCUCAAAAUGUUUGUUCACUCCAGUCCUAUGAGCUAUGUGUUGAAUUUUGCUUGUACAUGUUAUUCCAGGGGCCUGGUGGUCUUGCCUCACUGUUUCAUAUAUAGCUGAGUUUCUCCGUUUCACACAGAAACAUGCUUUGGGUAGAAAUAGCUAUCUGGCAGACUUGAGCUUACCUAUAAGCACUUCUUUGGCAUAUAUACAGAUUAAUAUAUAAUGUGAAAGUAUGUUAGAAACAGUUCUGUUCAAUGUGCAUAUAAUCAUGCUUUGUGUACUAAUUUUUAAAUAAAGUUUAAUGUAAAAUGUU
Molecule: messenger RNA, 2758 nt
Organism: Brienomyrus brachyistius
Lineage: Eukaryota; Metazoa; Chordata; Actinopteri; Osteoglossiformes; Mormyridae
Gene: tuft1a
Product: tuftelin 1a
Exons: 12
Coding region: 200-1405 (401 amino acids)
Biological process (GO): intracellular signal transduction
Cellular component (GO): intracellular anatomical structure
Source: RefSeq, a predicted model, not a curated record